Messenger RNA from Oldenlandia corymbosa var. corymbosa, 690 nucleotides. The record is from the annotation of a GenBank genome assembly. NCBI's taxonomy places the organism in Eukaryota, Viridiplantae, Streptophyta, Magnoliopsida, Gentianales, Rubiaceae.
AUGGCCAAGGCCAAUUUAAGAUCAAGCAUUAAAGCUUUCCAUGUCUUUGGCCUCUUAUUUCUGGUGCUACUAGUUCAAAAGGGCAAUGCAUUUCAGUUCAAAGUUGGUGGUUCCAAUGGCUGGGCACCUCCUGCUGAUCCUAACUCAAACAGCCACAAUCAGUGGGCUGAGCAGAACAGAUUCCAGAUCGGCGAUUCGCUCUUAUUCGAAUACUCAGGCAACAGUGACUCAGUGCUGUAUGUGAAUAAGGAUGACUACACAAAUUGCAACACAGACAAACCAAUCCAGAAAUUCACUGAUGGCCACACAGUCUUCAAGUUUGAACACUCGGGACCAUAUUAUUUCAUCAGUGGAGUGAAAGAUAACUGCCUCAAGAACGAAAAGCUGGUCAUCGUGGUGCUGGCCGACAGAAGCCACCGCGCUCCUCCUCCAUCCAAUGAAACAGCAACAUCUCCUCCUUCUCCAACUCCAACUACUUCUCCCUCACCUUCGCCGCCAGCUGAGGCUCCGUCGCCUCCAUCCCCUGCACCGACAUCAGAAGGAUCAUCACCUUCUCCUCCUGCAAACCCAACUCCGGCUCCAUCCCAACAAUCAUCUCCACCUCACAAGAACGGUGCAUCUUCAAUUCUUACCAGCUUCUUUGCCACCAUGGGAGCCUUUGCCGGAUCAUCCCUCCUGCUGUUCUUCUGA